AAUCGGAAAAGCUCGACGCCGACCGACCCUAUAUCGUCGCGAUGCGCCAAUGUUUACUACCGACGUCGCGGUGCUUUUCUUCAGUUUGCCGCAUCGCGAUCUAGAGUGUUGGUCGUAUUCGGCAGUUCUCUGAAAUUUACCUUUCGGCACGACUUCGCGAAGUUUUCGCCGGUUCGUACACAUCGCGUGUUGUGAACUUGAUUUUUUGUGCAAUUUUCUGUGAAAACAAGAGAAAUUUUGCGUCAAGGGGGUUUUAAAAUCACAUGGAUGGAUAUCUUGGACCUUAACAAAAUUACAGCUGCUGCCAAAAAGGCUAGCCAAAAGCAAUCAGCUAAAAUGAAGUUGAGUAAAGUGGGAAACCAAACAAACUCACAAGAUCCUCAAGCGGUAAAUUCUCGAGUGUUCGUUGGCAAUCUAAAUACCUUCCAAUGUUCAAAAACGGAUGUUGAAAGGAUGUUCCAACGAUACGGACGACUAGCCGGAAUAUCAAUGCACAAAGGAUAUGCUUUUGUUCAGUUCACAAACCCCUUUGAUGCUAGAAGUGCCUGUUUAGGAGAAGACGGCAGGACCGUACUUAGUCAAAUUUUAGAUGUAAAUAUGGUUGCUGAACCCAAACCACAUCAAACGGGUAGGAAAAGACAGAAUGUUGCCAAAACCGGAAAUGAUUGGGACUACUACUAUGACAGUUAUUACGCCUCGACAGCGUUUCCUGUAGGACCCACUCGACUGGUUCCCCCGAUAAAGAGACAGAGGUUGAUGACCACGACGAGAAAUGGAAAAAAUCAAUUGCAAAAAACCACGAGUAUUCCUCCACUUGACCAGCUUAAAGUUUACAGCAAUCAAGAUAUAUUGAUAUGCGGCAACUGCAGGGAACUCUUCUCCGAACUCCAGGAACUCCUCGAACACAAAAAAACUUACUGUAAAUUGCGUUUCACCUGCAAAUGCGAUUCAAAUAAAUCCAAAUCGCCAGAUGAUGCCAACACUUCAGCAUCUCUUUUAUGUGUUCAAUGUAAAGACGCUUUUCAAAACGCAUGGGAUCUUAUGGUACACGCACAAGCUGCGCAUAUGUUGAAUAUAUACGAAUUAGGAGUACCUUCACUCGGCAACUGUUCUCCCCCAUCACGUUCUCCCAGAGAUAACAAUACGCCAGAUAAGGAAGCCAAAUCUGAAACAGCUGUAGACGACGAAGAAGAAAACGGCGACGGAGGUCUAGAUAACGACGCUGAUCAUGACGUCGAAUUCAUAGUAAACGGACGAGAUGGUCUUACAGGCACUCCCGACUCCAACGAUAAAGAACUGGACGACCUGAUGGAUGUCCAGACAGCUCCAAAAACCUGUAUCAUGCAUGCCCUGAGCAUCGUCAGCGCAGCACCCUCCUCCCAACCAGGUACAUCCCCACCACCUUUGGCAGCUGUGGCUCCACAUACCGAAAAUGGAGAUGGUUGGAAGCCACAAGGCCACACGAGGCUUUCAGCCCACAAAAUACAACAGCAGCCAUAUUAGUUGACUCGUUAAGUUUAACGUUGACGAUAGCUUAGGGUAAAUUAAAUAUAUAUCGUUAUUAUACUAUGUUUUAGGCCAGUAAUCCUGCUUGGUAACAGUAAGUGUGUACUUUAUUCUACCAAAGUGACCUAUCUAAAUAUAAAAAAGUUUUUUAAGGCUAAGUAUGUAUCAUAAAUAUAUCAAUGUGUUCUGGUCAAUCAGUUGAGUUAAACGGACAUAAAAACUAAGUUUCUAUGUUUAUCAUAAAAAAUAGCAAUAUUAUGUUCUAAAAAUGGAGUCUAGACUCCCUGUUGUACUACCUGUGAUGCAGUGGUUCUUAUAUUUAAUGUAUUUCAAAAAAUAUUAAAGACAAUCUAAGGAAAUGGAAACUCAUAAACAUCUUGAAAGAAGCGGGAUUGGAUGAUAGAGACUUAAGAAUUAUAUAUAAUUUAUAUUACAACCAAACUGCCAUUAUUAAAGUGGAUGACCAAUUGACAGAGGCAGUCUCCAUAGAUAGAGGAGCGAGGCAAGGAUGCAUUCUGUCCCUGGUGUUGUUUAAUCUAUACUCUGAAUAUAUCUUCGAGCAAGCCCUGGAAGAACUACAGAAAGGGGUAUUAGUUAACACGGAAUGCGUCUAAACAAUAUUGGAUAUGACGAAGACGCAGUAGUUUUUGCAGAUAAUCUAGAUGGUUUGCUAAGAAUGAUGUCGUUUAUAUCAGAUAUAAGUAGAGAACACGGACUUGAUCGCAAUACGAAAAAAACCAAGUAUACGGUAGUCAGUAAGCGCGAAAUAUUAAAUACAAAGCUUUUGGUUAACCAACAACCAAUUGACAGAGUGGACAGCUACACAUACCUUGGUACCAACCUAAAUAGCCAAUGGGACCACUCAUGUGAAAUAAAACAACACAUAGGAAAAGCGAGAUCAGCGUUCAUAAUGAUGAAGUCUCUUUUCAGAAUUGACGAUUUACCACUUGAUACCAAAAUCUCUAUCAUCAGAUACUAUGUAUUUCUACGUUACUAUACGGAGUAGAGAAUUUCGUGGGUGGAUCGUGUGACUAAUUUGAAGGUCCUACGUAGAAUAGGCAAGGAAUGCGAGAUUGUUGACAUCAUCAAAAAGUGCAAACUAGAAUAUCUUGGUUUUUGGUGUUCUGCCUUAUAAUCUGUUAACUCUUCAAGCAGCUCUUGUUAAUCGACUAUAUCAAACACUUUCUCACAAUCCAUGAAUAUUAGGACCACUGGUUGGUGGGCAUGAAAACAAAGAAACAAUGUAUAAGACAUUAUUGUUAAAGGGGUUAUAACAUGCGUUGUUUUAAGAUAUAUACGAAGCCUUUUGAAAACAUAAUAUACAUUUUUUAUUAUUUCAUGAAUACAAGUUUGCUUGGAAUUUUCUCGUUUGAUUAUCCUAAUAUUAUACUACCCUAUAUAAGGACUACCGGCCUAAUAAUACCUUUGUUUAUUAUUUGGUUUAAUUUCCACCCUUCAUUUCGCUAAGUUCAAUAUUUGAUGAGGGUCAAAUUUUGGCAGAUGGGGUGUAAGUUCCCGUGUCAGUGAACCAAUGUUCCGUAUAUGUGUCAAAGCAUCUGUUGACAAUUUUCAGAAAGGGCUUAUAAUUAUAUAAGUAUAAUGAAAACGGGGAUUUUCGAGGAAACGUGAUUCUAAGUGGGAAAGUUUGUAACGGAAAGUUUUUCGGGUUAAAGCUAUAAAUAAAAUUAUUGAAUAUUAGAAGGCCAGAAUGUAAUAUAUUUUAGAACACAGUAGCCAUUUUUAUAGCUUUGCGAAUAACUGUAUAAAUGUGUCUCUAAUUCUUCACAAGCUUUUGACCACAUACAACAUAAUAUAAUAAAACGUAAGUUAGCGUAGAGUAGUGUAAGCCUGGAUAACAAACUAAAACUAAGCUAUUUUAUUGAUGUUAUAAUAUACAGUGCGUCCAUAAAGUAACGCAUAAAUUCGUUAUUUCGUAAACCGGCGACUUUAAGGAAAAAUCCCGAGACAGGUCGAUUUUUAUUUUAAAUUACGAUUUUUUGGAAUAUAUAUCAUACUAGUGACGUCAUCAUACUAGUGACGUCGAUACUAGGGGUCAUGUGAUGUCUUCUUUUUGUCUCAAUUAUUUUAAUUAAAAAAUGUUUUUUUGGACACCUUGUAUAAAUAAUUGUAUUAAUGUUUAUAUCAUAGAAUAGAGAAUUGAAUACCCUUUCAAAUGAGCUAUCACAUGACCCCUAUUCUCAUUUAAAAAAAUCAUCGACUACGUCAUCACGCACAAAUGGAUGACGUCACUAGUAUGAUAUAUAUGCCAAAAAAUCGGAAAUUAAAAAUAAAAAUCGACCUGUCUCGGGAUUUUUCUUUAAAGUUGCAGGUUUAUGAAAUAAUUAAUUUAUGCGUUACUUUAUGGACGCACAAGCAUUUUAACGAUUAAACAAGAAGAAGAAGAAUACCUAUAUAAUAAAACUAAUACAACGCUAAUACGUUGAAUUAACAAACUAAUUUUCAUCAAUAAACUAAAAAGUAAAAAUAUAAGCGUAAAAAUAAAAAUGUAUAUGGAUAACAGAAAUUUGGGACCCUGGAAAGAAAGAAUACUCGUAUAGAGUAAGUUAACAUCAAUCUGAAUUAACGAAAAAUGAAUAGUUAAAUAUUUUAGAACAAGUGUCCCUUUAAACGAAACGAUGUCGGAAAACCGUCAUGAUCAUUAUUAGCUUAUUCCUUCUAAAGCCGGACGUAAGAUUAUCUUUGGUAUGUCCGUUUGUUUCUAUUAGUGGUUUUUCCUAUGGAGGUCUUAAUAUAUCCAUUGUAGUAGCUUUUUAACACGUUGACGGACAAUGCCUCAAAUAUAUAAGCAAGUGUUGUGACACUAUAUCAAUUUUGCAAAGUAAAAUAGGAACAUUGCUGAAUUUCUUUUAGCGCUUAUAGUUUAUGGAAACAAUAAGUUUUUUAAAAAUUUUUGUAAGCAUGUGGACGACAACCAUGGAUGUCGUCUCACAUUUCAUAUGCAUCUGUAGAUGUAAUAUGUCAAAAAAUCUACUGAUUUUUUGUCACAACUCGUUAUUUUAAAAAUGUCGUCUAUAGACGUUGUGUCACAUUACAUCAAUCGAAAUUAGACCUCUAUAAACGUUCUGUCCGUCAACGUGCUAACACGGCCAAGCCAAGACUUGCGUCUUCUUCUUGGUCCGCUUUUAUUAUUGAUUUUGCCUUAGAUUAUAAGUUGGAGCAGUUCAUACUUUUGAUUUCUUACGAUGUGACCAAAAUAUUGUGUUUUCCGUUAUUUUGUAAUAGCGUAAGCUCCUUGUUCAACCUCUGCAAGACUUCCGUAUUUUUCGUAUACUUCAUAUAAGAUAUUCUGAGCAUUUUAUUGCAACACCAGAGUUUGAAUACUUGUAUCGUUAUUUGUGUUGCUUGUAUCAUUGUCCAAGAUUCAACAACGCAGACCAAGGUGGAGAAAACAUAGCACUUAGGUACCAAGUCCGAUUUUACCCUUGACAACUGUUAUAUAUACCAGUGCGUGGUCUCUCAAAGAGACAUCCAACCUCUGGCGCUCCAUAGACGUCUGAGUCAUAUGAAUAUUGUUUACCUUCCUUGUGACUGUUAAUGUUUCCGCUCCAUAAGUGAGUACAGGUAAUAUCUGCUGGCAAAAGAUUUUCUCUUGAGACAUAUGGGUGGGUCCGAUUUAAAUACAUAGUUUAAUUUAGCAAAGGCUGUCCAGGUUAAGCCUAUACAAUGUGAGAGCUCACAUGCCUAGUUAUCUCUACCCAACCGAAUUUAAUGGAUUAAGUAUUUAUACGUUUCAGUCUGCUAAAUAUCAUUGCCAUUAACAGCAAUAUAAGGAUUUAAUACCAGAUUAAUCAUUAUUUGCAUCUGGCUUAUAUUGAAGUUUAGUCCCAUCUCCAAGGAAAGCUGCUAUAAUUUUUCCAUUAUUAUUGCAUCGUCCAUACGAUGGGCUCUAUGGAGAGUGUCGUCUGUGAAUCUCAAAUGGCUGAGCUCUAUUCAUGUUGAUACCAUACUCGUUAAAAUUUGCCUUAAAGUAUGUUAUAAGAGUGUCAUGAAUAGCUUUGGAGAGACGGUGUCCAUGUGUCGUUUAUGGAGAUAUUUUUAUGCUAGUCGUAGCAUUUUUGUAGAUAUAUUGCAUUAUGUGAAUGUAACGAUGAUUUGUUCGAUAUUCUAUUGACGCUUUUAGCGUUAACUGCUGGCUAGUAGUGUCGAAUGCUGUCCCGUAUUCCACGAAUAUCCGUUAUGUCCAUUUAAGUUUAGGCUUAUUAUUCAAAAAAGGGUUAUUCGUUCAUUUUUCCCUCUCGCUCUCCCUCAUUUCUUUCGCCAUAUCCAUUACUUGUAAUAUUGUUUUUAUGUCCUCAUAAAAUUUUUCGAUUUCUUCAUCCGAAUGGGUAGAGUCGUAGAUCAUAAUAUGUCUAGAUUACCUUAAAGUUAUAUCUUGCAUUUCAUUUUUAAAAUGAAGUAUACAAUCCUCAGCCUAUUCUGUAAAUUUUAACCAUAUUUUGUAUGCCUUUCUCUAAAAUAAAAUAGUUGUUCAGAUUUAAGAGUAAUCUGGGCUUCUAUUUUUUCCAUUUCGCAUAUAUGAUAUCCCAUUUUAUUGUUUUCAGCUCUUCCUCCAGUUCCAUCAUCUUCUGGUGCGAUAUAAAAGUUUUCACGUUGGAUGAAAUAAUAUGCAUUUUUCGCUCUUUGUGAUAGCGUGAUCAUUUCUGAAAAUUCUUAGCACUCACUGCUCGAACCUAGUUCCAACCAUUACCUUAGUUCAGAAAUUUUCGUCUUUCUUGGAAAAAAACUUUUGGAAUUUUUUAGCCAUGAAAACGCUACGCUUGGCUAGUACGUAUUUGCGAGUUGGUUUGGAUGUGGAGGAAGGAACGGGUGGAGAUGGGAAUGCUACAGGCAUAAACAUGGUUUUCCCGGGGAUGGGUAGCUAGGAAAAUCCAUGAGCUCACGUGAGCAGGUUUGCUUUUCGUGAUCUGUCCCAUGUCGGGAUCUCAGGGAAGUAUCCACCCGCUACCCAAAUUACGAUUUAAAAAAAAUAAUGAGAAGAAAGGAAUGUACAUUUGAAACGAAGGUGAUUUUAGUUGUUUUUUAAAACCACAUUAAAAAUAUUAGUAGAUACUUCGGAGUCUAAAAAUCUUAAUAUUAUAUAUUUAAACAGAAAAUAUGUAAUUAUACACCUGACAGAGAUAUGAAGCAUGGCAGCUUUUCAUAUUUAUUAACAUUGUGAAUAGUAAUUAUUAUUAUCAACAUCGUUUAAUAUCUUAAACUUGUUGAGAUUUUUUAUUUACAUAAUGUAAUACAUAUGUAACAAGUAAAACAUGUAACAUGUAAUACAUGUAAUUGAAAAAAAUAUUUCUUCCCUUCAUCCAAUAUUGAACUAUCUAUAUUGCUAGAAUUAGAUAAUAAAAAUAAACGAAUGCAUACCAUCUUAAAAAUCUGUAUAUAUUUUUACAGUUACAAAUUAAUAUUGUUUUAUUUAUAAUAUCCAAUUAUUAAUUUUUAUAACAUAUUAAAUAGUAGCGUUGAAAAUGACAAUUAUAGAUCUUUUUCAAUAUAUUAUCAAUUAAUCCCUUGUUAUCUGAUCUCAGUUUUUCUGUAUUGUCAUGAUUGAAUACAUUAGCAAGCCAUAAAAGACAUAUCUGCAAAUGUGUUGCUUGUAGCUAAUGAAGAUGUGGGUUUUUCUGGGCAUUAAUCACUUAACCCAUCCGCGGACACGGCUGCAUAUGCAGACGGUAAUUUACCUUUGUAAGUGUCUGCAUAUGCAGUCGUGUCCGCGAAGGGAUUAAGGACCAAUUUUAAGCGAUCGAGCUUUUGAGACUGGAAAAAAAUCAGUUGAUAGUUGCAAUAUAAUUAAAACCUAAUGCACGUCAUACCCUUAUCUGGAAUAAUUAGUACUAUUUUAAACUAUAAAGAUUGUGAGACGAAAAAUUAAUAAAAAGUUGCUGGAAAGUAAAAAAUUGCAGUUUUUUCGCAAAUUAAGAUAUUAAUUUAUACCUAUGACAUAUAUUCUUAUUCACGUAAAGCUGCUUGGAUUAGUUGUUAUGUAUCGCCAAAUAAUUUCUUAUUCACAUCCCAUCUUCUUCUUCUCAAAAGUUCCCUCUCCUUAAUGGAGGUUGGCUACUACAAUUUCAAACACUUCUCUGUCUUCAGCUGUUCUUAUUAGCUGUUCAAAAUUUAGCCCUGUCCAUUGUCGGAUGAUUCUAAGCCACGAUAGUCUUUUCCUUUCUAGUCCUCUCUUUACCUCGAUCUUUCCUUUCUCUAUUAGUGUAGCAUAUUGGUAAUUAUUUCUCAGUACGUAGCCUAGGUAUGAUGUUUUUCUAACUUUUACUGUGUUAAAAAGUUCUCUUUCCUUAUCUGUUCUAUGCAGCACUUCUUCGUUUGAGGUAUGCGAUGUCCAUGAAAUUUUGAGGAUUGAAACGACAUAUUAUUCCGUCUUUUUUUCUCAUGAUUUCUGAAAUUGAUUCCUGAUUCCUCUCAUGAUAAUGAAAAAAGCCAAGUCUAAAGUGAAGUUAGAGAAACUAUCUUCUUCUUCUUCUUCUUCUUCUUCUUCUUCUUCUUCUCCUUCUCCUACUUCUUCUUAUAAUAGGCCUCUUGGCCUGUUCCUUACCAAUUUUGAGCUUGUAUUCGUAGCUGUGAUGAUGACUGCCAGCUAUCUCACCUUCUAAAGGGCCUUCCUAUUGGUCUCUUGCCUGUUGGCUUCGAAUCCCUGGCUAUACGGGUUAUUCUUUCGCUGUCCAUUCUCGUUACAUGCUGAUUCCACUCUCGUAGUCUCUGUCUUCCCCACCGUAAUAUAUCUUGUAUGUUACAGAGAUCUCUUAUUCUGUCGUUCGGUAUUAUGUCUCUCAGUGUUUUCCCAGUUAUUGACCUAAACGUUCUCAUUUCUGAUGUUCUCAGUAUCCUCUUGGUUUCUGCUGAGUCACAUCUUGUUUCUAUCGCGUACGUCAUGAUCGGUCUUACACAUGAUUUGUAUAUGCGUACUUUCCCUUCCAGCCUCAUAUAUUUGUUUCUCCAGAUGACACCCUCAGACAUCCUGACACGUAAUUGACUUUAUUUGCUUGCUUUCGGACGCUCUCUUUAACAUCUCCAUAACUACAUAUUUUGACUCCCAGAGAAACUAUGUUUGUGUUUUUCUAAGUAACACUCCCGCGCAAUAUUUUGGUGACGGUUUCUACUAAAACUUCAUGUAACUCCUAGAAGUUUUAUUUGCAGUUCUGAGUAAUAAACAAUGAGUUUUCCGUUCGCUGCUUGAGUAUAAAAAUGACUCAUUAUUCCCCCAUUUUUCUCAUAAUUCCUAUUUAACUUAUUUUUUAAGAUUUAAAUUUAAAUGAAAUUUAGAUUAUUUGAGUUAGCUCUCCGCCCAAUAAAUAUCUUUUUGUGAGAUUGUCUGCUUUUCUAAAGGAAUAAUUCUUACUCCCUAGCACUCUGAUAAUCGUCUUCGUGAGUCUUUGCUAUUCUCUUCCACUCUUAUCAGUCCUGUGCCUGUGUUUCUACUGCCUUACCCUUAUUUAUAUAGAUUCGGGUUAGAGCCUUCCUGCGACGUUGUCCAAUGCCCAAUUGCCACCGCGUCCUAUCAUUACAAUAUUAUUCUCUUAAUCCUCGUUCGCUCAUUAAUCUUCUAACUCCUUUCAUACACGAUUUCUUUGGUCUUCCUCGUUUCCUGUGUUCAAGUGGUAUCUAUUUUGCUACUUUCUGUGGUAGCCCUCCUUCUGGCAUUAUUUGAACACCAUGUAAGCUGUUUUUUCUCUAUGCAGUCAGUCACAGUUUCUUUUAGAUCAAUUUCUUCCUUUAUUGGUUUAUUGUGAACCCUAUUAAGUUUCGUUUUUCUAGCUGCUCUUCUUAAUGCAUCCAUUUCUGUGGCUUCUAUUUUCGAUAUUUGAUAUUCUUUAAGACACCAUAUUUCAGAUCCGUACAGAAGUGUGCUUUUUAUCAUUGUGUUAUAUAUUCUCAAUUUUCUUUGUUUGCCUAUUUCAGUACUUCAGAUUAUCUGACUUCAUCUUUUUACCUUUUACCAGGCCGUUUUACAGUUCUUCUUACAUUUGGUUUCUCUCAAAGUAUACCAUAAUUAACCAUAAUUUUAGUUGAAAAAUGUUUAUUUUUACGUUUCGAACUGUGGAAAUCGUUCUCAAAAUGAAACACAUUAUUCUGUGGUCUUCCUUGGUAAGACAAGAAGCUCUUUUGAAUAACUGAAUUGUAUUUGACUUAUGUAUAAUGCUUAUUUAAACGUAUAUGAUAAAUUUUAAAGCAGAUUACUUUAAAAUGAGAUUGUCAAUAUCAUUUUGAGGUGUAAUUUUCCUCAUAUAUUUCAUCUAAUUACAUAUCAGUCCAUGUAUCAUAAAUAGUGGCAUGAAAUGUUUUAGACAAUACACUAAACCUUUGAUCGGAUAACAGAACUUAUAAUUAAAUUUAUCUCUCUUUGGACCAUUUUCUACAACCUCAGUUUUUGCUUUGAACAACAACGUGGUAGAUAAUUAUAAAGAUCUAUUUGGAUUUAAAAUACUGUAUCUCAUUUUGUACAAAAAUGGGGUAUUUUUCAUUAUUUUUUUUUCUACAAAAUUUUAUGGUGCACCCAUGUAAAAGAAACUAACUGUAAUCAUGAGUCCAUCAUAUGGACGUACCUCUGCCUUCCAGAAUUUCGGUAAGUCGUUUUAUAGAGAGCGUCGUAGCAGGUACAGUUCACCAAAUAUAGCUGAAAGUGUGAAAUUCCCAUUGCCUGCGCUAACAAUGAAGUGAGAACGCACAUACAAACGGUCUGGAAUGUCAGUGCGAGUGCGAGGUCCGUCGUUUGACGAAUGCGCAUCAUGAUCGUCACGCGUUUUCAGACUUUCAGCUAUAUUUGGUGAACUGUACCAGAGAAUAAUAUUAUACCUGUCUUUCCUCUAUUAAACUUCUAGUGACUACUAAAAUAGGAAGCUUAGCUAAGAAUCCAGUACUUCUCAAUUAUAUUCAAGUCUAUCUUGACCGAAACAUGUCGUACUGUGAAACAGACAGACUAUAAUAGGAUUUAUCUCAUUAUUAAGAUCUUUUAGAAAUCGCUAAAUUAACUUAAAGUAUUCGUUAGAUAUUUAUUUAUAUAACAAUAAACAUCACGCAUACUUGUUGUAAUUGAAUAAGUGGAACACCUUAGCUAAAGUGCACGGUUUGCUUACUCAACAAGGUUGAUUAUUCAUUUGACACAGUAACGAAAAUAUAUAUAUAUAUAUAUAUAUAUAUAUAUAUAUAUAUAUAUAUAUAUAUAUAUAUAUAUAUAUAUAUACAAACAUAUUUACAUAACGAAGUAUUUGAUAAAUAUUGGAACACGUUGAGAUUUGAGUCAUUAGUGGGUCGGUAGAGUUAGUUAGGUUUGAUGGUUUGCUGUCGUUAGAGCAGAAUUAUGUAAUCACCUAUCAACUGAAUACAUUUAUAUGGUAUUAGUUCAACAAAAUAAAGUUAGUUCAAUAAAGUAAAUUAGUUCAUCCAGGGUAGUUCAAUCCUCAGUUAGCACCAUAAGACUUUUAAAAGAAAAAAACAGUCCUGUUUAGGUUACUGGUGUCUGGUACAUAAUUCGCAACCCUCUAUAAAAUGUUAAUAUUUUCCAUUAUAGCAAGCGUAGAAAAAUUAAACCAGCUUAUGUAUUUUGAUUUUGAAGAAGGCUUAAUUUGACAGACUACGAGAUCACUUUUAAGUUCUUUUUGCCCGAUAUUCUUUUUCUUUAGGUGUCGUAUCCUUAUUCAGACGUUGGCGUCAUCAUGUUUACAAUUUCCUGAAACCUUUCUCUAACGGCUGUUGCGCAAAAUAAUGCUUCUAUUGUGGAACUACACCAUUGUCUAAUAUUACGCAGCCAUGAAAGUUUCUUCCGACCAAUCCAUCUCCUUCCCUCUACUUUACCUUUUAUUAUAAGGGAAGUAGAUUGAAUGUCCUCUUAUUAUAUGUCAGAAGUAUUCUGUUUUCCCCUCUUUGUGAUAUUUAUGAGCAGACUUUCUGAAUUCAUCAUUUGAAGAACAUGUUCAUUGGAAGUGUACGAUACCCACGAUAUCUUUAGUAUUUGUUGAUAGCACCACAACUCUAAUGCUUCUAAUUUGUUUAGCAUUGUAGUUUUUAACGUCCAUGUCUCACAACCAUAUAAUAGGAUAGACCACACAUAACAUUUCAAGACAUGCUUGCGAAUAUUCAUCGACUGACUGUGUUACAUAGAACUGGUUUCCAGGUCAUAUACGCCCUACGUUAUAUUUCGAUCCUGGUUAUUAUCUCUUCACCAGAGCCACAAUCUACAGUUAAUUAGCUGCCAAGUUAUUAAAAAUGGUUUACCCGUUCUAUCUCCUCUCCAUUAAGAGAAAGCAGACAUUGAUCUAUAUUAAUUUAUCUUAACUACCAUCCACUUUGUCUUUGAAAUAUUGAUUUUAAGGUCUCUCCGAUAACUUGCUUCACUGACUAGAUUUACUAAUGUAUCUAUACUAAUGUACCAUAUAUGGAAAUAUAUCUUGUAAAUUUUCUGCAAGAAUGGCUGUAUCGUCAGCGUACCUGAUAUUAUUCACCUAUUCUUACUCCCUCUGUCAUCCAAAGCCUCACAAAAGAUAUCUUCAGAGUACAGAUUCAACAGACUGGGUGACAAAACACAACCCUCUCAUACUCCACGUUUGAUGGGUCGUUGCCAGUAUGACUAUCGCCAGCUUGGAUAGAGACUACUUGAUUGUAAUAUAAGUAUUUUAGUAGUCUUUGUCGUAAUGGUCAAGGCCUGCUGCCCGCAUGCAAUCGAAAAGUGUAUCGUCUUAUGCUCGGGCGAAUGCCUUCUCGAAGUCGAUGAAACAUCGCCCGAUAUAGUGCUAUAUAAACUGCCACUCUAUGAAUCAUUUUCAAACUUCAUCUAUCAGCAAAAUGAGAUACAGUUUCUUUAUAAACAUUUAACACCUCUGCAUGUCUCUUUGUAUCGUUUAACUGAAUCAAGAUCACUUUGCUAAAAUAUAAAGACCUUCCUUUUGAUACUAAGAAAAAAUGAUGAUAUAAUUUAUUAAAAAUCGUAUUUUAAGAUACUGGAGACAUUUGUAACAUUUAAUUCAUUUAACAAACCAAGUAUAAGUUUUCAGCAAAAUAGAUGAAAUUUUUGUCGCUUUAACUAAAAUAAUUUACUAAUUGUCGUGAUAACCUUCUUGUAGUAAGAGAAUGAAGAACAAUCUUAAUCUGUAUAUACUUAUAUGUAAAAAAUAAACGGACAUAUCAUAUACAUAUACAAAGAAAAAUGAUUUAUUUGUAAAUUCUGAAAACCUUUAGAAAUGGGUGUCGAAGACAUUUACAGGUGUUAUUUAAAUUUAGAAAGUAGUAAGAUUAUUACCGUUGUUUCAAACAUUAACCGGCAAUCCAAUAAAAUUGAUAACAUGGUAAAACUACAUCAGGAGCUAUUUGUGUAAAAAAUUAGGUUUUAAUAAUAUUUUUUAUUUCUAAAAUUUUAUUUAUGUAAUUUUAUUUAUUGCUUUUACAAGAUAUUUAUUGCUUUAGAAGAUGAUCUUCAAAGACAGCUCUUUCAGUCCUUUCAAAUAAGGCUUCAACUAAAUAUGAACAUUUCUACCAACAAAACUAAAUGUAUGACAAUAGCAAAAGAUCCGCUUAGAUGUAAUUUAGUCGUUGAGAACAACCCCAUAGAACAGGUGAUGCAAUUCAGAUAUGUGGGCAUAGAUAUAUUAAGAACCCACGACCCGGUAAAGGACCUGAGGAAUCAGAUCAACAAAGCAUCCGCAUCGUCAGGAUGUCUACGGGAGAUAGUCUGGUCAAUUCCAUAUAUGCGCACAGAUAGUAAAAUUAUAAUCUACAAGAAUUGCAUACUUCCGAUUAUGACAUAUGGCACAUAAAUGCGCGAAUACACCAACAAAACGAAACAGAUGCUAAGGGUUGUCGAAAUGAAAACCCUAAGAACAAUAGUAUGAAAAACCAGAAGAGAUAGGAUGAGAAAUACAAACAUUAGAGAGCAAUGCAAAAUUCAAAUAUUGUAAGAUGGGGAAGGCAGCGUAAAAGGAUUUGGUACAACCAUGUAAGACGAAUGGAUGAGCAUAGACUCCCAAAAAUUGUCCUAGAAAACAACCCGCCUGGUUCAAGACCCCCGGAAGGCGACCUAAAAGAUGAAAUGAUAGUUGGCAAUCUACCUCCCAGGAAAAUAACCAGAGGCAGCUUCAGAAUUAAACAGAUCGAAAGAUCUCCAAGAAGUAAAUUAAGGAGACGAAGCUUUUACAAAAAUAUCGAGUAAAAUAGGUACAGAAUAAAGAUACAGCAAUGUUACCUUUUACAAAAGUUUAUGGAUUCAAGAAUAUUUCAUCGUCUAUAUUAAAAUAGCUCAUACAUAAUAUUAUCAUUUGGGUAAGAUUUUUCACUUUUUUAUUUUAACGUUUACUGUAUAUUCGAAAAUUUUUCUACGCAUUUAUAACCCAACACAUAACCUCAUCCAUGUUCCUCGCACUCAUUGCUUUUCCAAUUGUAGUUCUCCAACUGGUGAUCGAUAUUUUAUCUUUCGGUGGGGUGGGUUUUCAAUUCCAUGCUGCCUUCGUUAGUCCUUCUUUCUCCAAUCUAAAUACCACUUUAACUGUCUGCAGCUUUUUUACGUCUGGCACUGGCACCAUUGUCUCAUCGACACCGAUCAUUUCCGUUAUUCUUUUGAUUCUCACUCUCUUUUGUCUGGAUAUUAUGUAUGACCGUUUUGACAUUCCAUAGCAGUGAAUCGUUCAACAUUUUUUCUUAAUCUUCAUCGCAUUGUACUCUUAGACGUUACCUUUUCUUCCUUCACUUAUGUUUUUUGCCUCCAUAUACUACUCAAUCUGUUUACUGCUCUCCUUUCUUGCGAUAUUCUUUCCCUAAUCGCUUACCUUUCUGUUCCUUGUUUGUUUACAGUUGCUCUGAGCUAUUUGUAGUCAUCACAACCAUCAAUAACGUCGUUGAACUCUUCGCCCAAAAUUAGGUAUAUUUUCUUCCCUUAUUUUCACAGAUAUUUUUAGUACUCCUCUCGUACUUUCCUGCUCACAGAAUACAUGACACAUGACAAAUAUGGCUUAGCUGUCUCAAGAAUAGAAAAAUGCUUGAGUGGAGGCCACGGACAUGCAAGCGCAGCCGAAGAAGACCCUCAACGCGAUAGACCGACGACCUCAAAAGAAUUGUGAUCAAUUGGAUAGCAAAGGCGCAGAACAGAAGAAGAUGGAAAUAUCUGGAAGAAGCUCAUGUUCAACAAUGGACAAUUCAGAGCUAAUUUAUGAUUGAUGUUGGGUAAAGAUAAGCCGGUCAUUUGCAAAUUGCAACAUAUAUAAAGUUUCUGUUAUUAACUGGAAUCCCCAUCCCCAGACAUUGGUGGCAUUUAUUAAGAUCUUUUUUAUAUGAGUUCAUUCCAUUACUUUGUUCAACUACAAUUCGUAGUUCGUUCAACUACAAUUUUUCUAAUGGUGCACUUUACAUGCUUUUGUUUGAUCUAUGAAGGUUAGGUACAGGCUUCUUUCUAUGUUCACAGUGAUGUACACACGAACGUUCUCGUCGGAACUAAAUUGUUUCUCAGCUACUUGUUGAUUGUAUUCCUUUUCAAUUAAGUUUUGAUAACUUUUGCGUAUAAUUUGUUGAAUGUGGAUGUACUAAUUUUCAUGUAGUUAUCACAAUUAUUCGAUCUCUUUCUUCUUAUGAAUUGAAGUAAUAAAUCCUAUUUUCCGCAUCAAUUUGGGUAGUAUUUUUAAAAUUGUCAUUUUCCUGAGAUUAUUCAGAGCUUCAUAUUAUUGUUCUAGUUCACUAUAUGGUUUUUUUGUAGUAGACGUAUCCAUUGUAACAUGUAUAGUUCCUCUAUAUUUAUGUUAUAUAGUACAAAAUAAUUUAGUUAUUGUUUUAAGCCAACUGUAAUCUAAUUAGUGUCGUCAGUAUAUAUAACAAACAGUUAAAACUCUGCGACCUUGAUGAAGUCACCCAUUUUUUCCACGCAUACAGAUUGUGGCGAAAAGUCGCAUAACCCACUGCGCUUCAGCAUACUUUCAAAUCUUGAAGUUGAAGGUUUGACUAGCAACUCAGGUGCGUAGUAGCACAGUUGCUGUUGGUUUAACCUUGUACAUUCAUUUUAAUAUGUUGCCUCUUGAAGCUGUUGGAACUACUGUGAACAUUCAAAGAUUGGAGAAUAAUUUAUUUGACCUAUUUAAUUCGUCUAAUAUUUCUAACUCUAAGUCUAAUUUCUACAAUAGGGCUUUUAGUAAUUCUGAUUACCAGAAAUAUUUUUUUAUUGGUCGUAACUUUUCGCCUCAGAUGAGAGAUAAGAAUAUGACUGCCUCUACAAGACGAGACUUCAAAAACUUCAAAGAUGCCGACGCGCGACGAGAGUGUCACUACUGUUUGUUUUUAAUACUGUGACUGUACAAUAAGUACAUUACUUGCAACUUUCAUUACAAAUUUCAGUGUCGUUUCACUUUUUUGCAUUUAUUUUGAUACUUUUUUUUAUUUAGCUUAAUGCCUCGACAACUAAUGGUCAUUGGCAUGGUACAGUGGAUUUUACAAUCAGGUACCUAUACUAAAUUUACAAUCAAGAUGCAGUAGAAAUAAACGAACCAAGACACGUUAGAUGCUACUAGAAGCACUCCCGAGUCAUAAUUUACAAUGUACAUAUAAACUUUGGAAAUCAUGAUUUGGGAUUUACAAUGUAUGUAUAUACAUUGUAAAUUAUGAUUCGGGAGUGCUCCUAGUAGCAUUUAACGUGUGUUGGUUUGUUUAUUUCUACUGCAUCUUGAUUGUAAAUUUAGUAUAGUGUAAUGUAUAGUGUGUGUGUUGAGUAAGGUCUUGUUAGUUAGCAAAGUCGACGUCAUUGUCUUUACAAAUAAUAUUAAUAAUAGUCUCCCGUAUUAUACCGCUAACGCGGCUUUGGGAUUAUAGCAGGGUAUUCUAGUAUCUCUAGGGCCUACGGUAUACAAGAAAGGUAACAGGACCAGUGCUACGCUUCAACCGGAAAUUAUUACCCCUGGUUUUACCCAAGGUACUAAUUUUUAUUCAAACUGAGUCGACCUGGGGCCAGACAUGCUACGGCGGGCACCUUUGAGUUCACUCCCGUCUUGAGCAGGUAGUUAUUUUAUUAGUCGAGUUCACUCCCGACACUAUUUGAAUUCACUCCCUAGCGAUUUUACAAUAAAGGAUAUUAUUUUUCUGAAAUUUAAACAUUGUUGCCAAAUAGUACUUUUAUUCAUAAAAAUAACUAUAUAGAAAUAAAUAUAUUUUAAUAACCUGCAACCUACAUAUUUCUACAUAUCCAUAUCUAAAAUUAAACUAAAUGAGACAGUGUCGAAGUGACAGAAUUGUGUUUAAAUCACAACCAUGAUAAAAUACCUGAAGAUUUUCUUAACAGACAAACUUUAAGUAAUUUAAUAAAAAUUAAAGCAGUUGAAAAUAUCUCGGCAAAACAAAGUUGUUUAAUCAGAAAUGAGGUGAGAGAAUCCCAAUGUGACACUAUUACUACUUUAGACAUUCACAAAAUUAGGAUAACGUGUAUGUUGCUAGGUCUCAAAUUGCACCUAAACUUCCUAAAAACAUUAGUGAAUUCCAUACGUUAUUAAAUUCUGAAGAAAUAAAAACUAAAGAGGGGAACGUUUUCUUCUAAAAAAUGACGAUAAUAAUCAUACAGUAAAACCUGUGUUACCGGCCACCUGUCAAAAUCGGCCACCUGUACUAACGGCCAAUUUCAAAAUUCACCAAACAAAUUAUAUGUAGAUUCCCUUAUUUAUUAUCUGGUAUUUACGGCCACCUUUAUAAUACGGACGCGGCCAAAUAAUCACAUAUUUUUAAAGCACAUUUUAUAGAAAUUUACCUGUUAAUGUCGGCCAAAUAUUUUUGUCAACUUGUUGAUAGAAAUUCCCAGUACUAUAUAAUACCUAUUGUACCUACCUAAAAAGGGAUUAAAUGAUUAGGGUCGGUGUAGUGGUCAUAAAAUGUCAUAAAAGAGGAAAUGUUUGUCAUUAUUUAUAAGUACGGAUUACAAAAGUUGACCGAAAAAUAUGGGUUGUAAAAACUCAAAUUAUCAAAGGACAUUAUAAAAAAAUAACAGUGAAUUGAAAAAAUUUUUCAACAUCCCCUUUUUUUUCGUAGUAUUAGUAGAGUCCGUUCAUAUAUAGAAUUAUAUUUGCUUUUAAUAAUAAAAUAAACAAAGUUCCAAUUACCUUUUAUGUAUUUGUAGACUACACCAACUGGAAAUACCGGCCACCUUUCUAUAUCGGGCAAUAGUUCGUUCAUUUUUAGUGGCCGUUACUGACAGGUUUUACUGUAUAAUCAUGUUCUCGUGUGAAAGAAAUUUUUUGGAUUUAAGAAAAAUAUCGACAUUUUAUAUUGAGAGCACUUUUGAAUAUUGUCUAAGAUUUUUUUAAAUAUUUACUGUUCACGGUUUCAAAAACGAGCAUUGUAUUCCUCUCGUUUUCAUUCUUCGAAAAUAUAAAAAUGCAACUUCAUUAUGUUAUAAAGUUAGAGCAAUUUCAUGUUUACUCUAAUGUAUGUGCCUAUUCAAUGAAACUUUAGUGACCAAAUAUUAACAAGGACAUAACAAUGAAAGUUUGUUUUCUUGAAUUGUCACAAAGUUGCAUUUUUAAAAAUCAUCCCAAUUAGAUGUAUGUAGUACUAGAUGUAUUAGAUGUAUGUUGCAAGAACGUCCAAUAAGACAUCUUCUUCUUCAGGUGCCGUCCUCGUUCCGAAGUUUGGCUAUCAUCAGUGCUAUGCGUAUUUUUGAUACCGUAGAUCUAAAUAAUGGGCAGCUGCUGCACUUGUACCAAUCUCUUAAAUUCUUCAACCAUAAAUGUUUUCUUCUGCCAAUGGAUCUUUUACCUAUUAUUUUUCCCUGAAUAAUUAAUUGUAGUAGCUGGUACUUUUGUCCCCUCAUUAUAUGUCCCAAGUAUUGCAGUUUGCGCUUUUUAAUAGUAAAGUUCUUUUUGUUUCUGCAUCCUUCGCAACACUUCCAUAUUUGUCACAGAGUGACAAACAUGGAAGUGACAAUAAGACAUAAGUACUUUUAAACGAAUGAUUUGUCAACAGUGUCCAGAUUUUAAGGUAUAAUAAUUACUUAUACUAAUGACGGCUUAUAAUGGCCUGGGAGUGAAUUCAAACAUUACUUUUUAGGGAGUCAGGUAAUAUUCAUAUUUUGGGAGUGAACUCAACUCGUCCCGCUACGGCCUGAGGUAUCCGGGCCCAUUGUCUUUACAAAGAGACACUAAUUGUAUCUGAAUUAUCGUGACUUACUUCUAUUUCUUAAUAAACGCCUGGGUAGACCAUUGUUAUAAAAAGCAAUGUUUUAAAAAUAAAUACAAUAAUGUUAUCCUUUACAGUUACAAAAUAUCACAUAUUUAAAUAAAUAAAAUGAAUAUAAACAUUAUAACCCCAUAAACGAAUAAAUCUAAAUCAUUUAUUUUCAAGGAUUGUCUGUUAAAGUUUUAGGCAUGUACUCGAUUAUUAUUGCAGUAUAAAAUAUUUAUUAUAAAUUUUAAACAUUUUAGAAUUAUGCAAGACCAAAUUGUUUAGUUUUGAUGGUAAACCUUUAAAAAAUUAUUAGAAAGUAUACUGUUUUAUUGUUUUGUUUGUAGAUUUUAAAUCAAUUAUGUUAUGAAAUGCAUAGGAAUGUUACAAAAGAACGGGUUACUUUUAGUAAUGGUAAGUUCGUAACUUAGGGCUUCUUAGAAUGUUCUUACUUGGAUUUAAUACAUUUUCUCAUUACUGUAAACAUGUACCUAAACUAAAGUGCAUGGAAAUCGGUCCACUUUAAACUUUUGACUUGAACUAAAUUUUUUUCAGUUUGAUUAUUACUUGGAUCAAAAAAGGGAUAUACUGUUUGAAAGAUAAUUUAGUAUGCUUUAAAAUGUUUACUGCUCAUGAUGCUUGAGUAGCGUCACGAAGGUUUUAUCAAAGGUGCCGAUGACGCAUACGUGGCGUCAAUAGUACUGUGUUACUAAAUGAACGAUUUAAGUACGUGGUAUCAGCCAAGUGGCGCUUGUUCAAGAUGGCCACCAAAUAUUUUGUAUGAGUAUACACUUAUGAAAAUUUAUUUCGACUUCUUAUGUUUAACGUUGUAAAACUAAUGCAUCAAGCAAAUUAACCCUUUUUAGUGCUAACAUAAAAAGGGUGUUUGACAAUUAAAAAUUUAACAGUUAAUGUUUUGUAAUGAGUUAGAUCUUUAUUUGCAUUAAUAACUUCUUUCAUACGAUUAGACAUAAAUCUAACCAAGUUCGCUAUUGUUUCUUGUAGGAUGUUAAGCGACUCUCCUUCUACUGCGACAAUAAGCUCUGGGAUCGAGUUUGGGGUAUGAAGUCUAGUUCGAAUUCUUUGUUUUAGCUUUUUCCAUAUAUGUUCUAUUGGACUGAGGUCUGGACUGCACGCUGGCGAUUACAUGACCCUAAAACCGACUCCGGCAAUGUAAUCUUGAACUAUUCUUGAAGUAUACGGCCUUGCAUUGUCGUGCAUAAAAAUAAAUUCGUCUCCAAUGUAUGUAUGUAGUUAACGUGAAUUACCACAUGCAUUGCUAAAAUCUCCUCGAUGUAUUUAGCACCCGUUAAACCUCCUCUCUCAUGAAGACGGUUACGGUUACCCUACAAAUAAAAACAAGGUCGUUUCGUGUCCCCAUAGAAAUUACACUUUAGAUCAUGCAGGAACCAUCUCCAUAAGGACUGCGGUCUUCAAUGCAGCAUCCUGCAAAUCGCUCUCUUCGUGUUCGGUACACUUUCCUUCUUCGGUCGCUAUCAUAGAAGCAUAUUCUCGUCGCGUGUGAGAGCAGAACAGAUUCCCAUUUUUCCAACGUCCAGUUCAGAUGAUCUCGUGCAAAACACAGGCGUGCUUGAUGAUGAGCUGCAGUAAGUUUUUGACCAAUCACAGAUACUAUAGGAGCACAUUAUUUUCCUCCAUGCUUCGUCUGUCCACUGACUAGUAACCACUUCUCUUACUUCACGGAGCGUUGUUGUACUUGAAAGACAUUAAGGUGGUGGUUUAUUAAUAUUGUCGACACAAUAAUGUGCUCAUCACAAGCAAUUUUAAAUCGCUUUCUACCUGAUUCAGGUCGUCUACGAAAGGAUACAGUAUUUUUUGGAAUACUCUUCUUUACUGGAUAUGACCGCUGCGCGUGUCAUAGUACAGCCAGUUGUACAGAAACAGCUUGCUGUAAGUCUGUUUUCUAUUAGUGCAAUAACUUGGGCGGCUUUUCUGGUGUAGUAUCCAUUAAAAUUACAUACACUUGAACACUAAUUAAUUAUUAAAAACGAACAAUAUGCAAUUUUUAGUUGCAAAGGCAAAUUUUGAUAAAUUUUGAUAAAUUGUAACAACAAAUUUUGAUAAAUUUCUUGUUAUCGUUGUAAACAUCAAAUUAAUACUUUUCCGUCUAUCGGUUGCUACACUUAUAAGGGAUAAGCAAUCCAUGACGAAUUUAUACUCAUAUUAAAGCGUUUAAUGUCUGGUUGCACCAACACUAGCAUCUAAUACCGUUAAUUUUCAUAUUAUUUGCAUUAGAAUUAUGUCAAAUAAUGCGAUAAUAUAAUUAAGGUCAUUAGACGCUAGAAUGGCACCAGCAUAAGGAUUUACAUUUAUAUUUAGGCUUAAGGUACGUAUUAAGCUUAAUGUUUGUUGGUGCAACCCUUUUUGGUGCAAGUGUAUCCCUUUUUUGAUAGAAGUAGUGAGUUUCAGAAAUAAUCGUAAUUCAAUUAAAAAGUUUAAAGUGGGUUCGAUUUCUAUGCACGCAAGUUUAUUAUAUUAAACAUAUUGAAUAUAAAUAUCUCCUUAUUUUUCUUAUUAAGGUAGUUGUCAUGAUGAUAUUUUCGUGAUGUAUCAAUUUUCUGGUGUGCAUUCUUCAAAAUGUCAUACCAGUUCUAGUAUUAGGUUUAUAUGCAGUUGUAUAUAAGAGUUGCAUAUUAUUUAUUUAAACAACUGCGUUAUCAGUCAUCCAUUUUUUAAUUUUUAUCAAACUCUAACUUUUGUCGCGUAAGUGAAAUUUUUGUUUCUAACUUUAUAAUAUAUUUGAAACUACAGAAAAUCUCGGAAUGAAUAUAUAUUAAUACUAAUUUCUCUUGUAACAUUUUUAUCGUAAUGCUGUUUGUAAAAAGUACUAUUUAGUCUAAUUUUUUUGUAAACAGGGGCAUAAAAUAUACGAAAAUAUUUAUUCGUUAUCUUAAGUAGAAAAUAUAUCAAAUGCUAGUUGUGGUUUCUAUGUGAUGAGUAGAAGUUUGAAUAUUUAUUGUCUUUAUAACUAACGGAAUAGCGUACUUAUAGCAGAAAACGAAGAAGUCAAAAUAAAUUGAAUGUUUUAAUUAUGCCAUGAAAUGGUCAGUCAUUAUAGUACGGGAUUCGAAUCUACGUCGACAUUCUUACUGGAUGAAAUAUUUUUUUAAAUAAAUUUCAUAGAUAGACAAAUACGACUUGCAUGGGUUGCCUCAUGUCAUUGUCAUAGCCAUCCUCAAGGGGAGAGUAGAGUUUGAAAUCAACAUUUCAAGGACAUAUUUGUUAAGUUUUUUUUAAAGUAUUUUUAAAGUAUUUAAAAAUUCAAAGAAACUUAUUGAAAAAUAAACCAUCGGUGGCAAAUUUUUAAAGACACCACAAAAAAAAUGGAUUUUGCGUAGGACAUCAGAACUUAUCAUUGCAUCAUGUGAAGAAACAAAAAAUUCAAAAAUAUUUUAUUAACGUGUAAGUUACUCGAUGUAACGCUGUCUAGUUUUUUAGUUUUAUUAAUUUUUGACUUUUUGGUAUCACUCAGAAGUCAAAACAACAAUUUUUUUGCAAAAUGGGUGAAACAAAAAAUAGAAAUGUAUACCAUUUUUUUAUUUUCUAUUUUAUAGUAGUAUUACUCCGUGGAGUAACUAGGUGCAUUUUCCGUUGGAACUUUACCAAGCUUCAGACGUGGUUGUGAAUUGCAUGGUGUAGAAUUCCUUCCCUUUUGUCUUCACUGCAGCAUCCAUUUGGCUUGCAAAUUGUAGAAGCCUUGGAGGUGUCACCAGGGAAAUAUACCAAUAAGUUUUCAAUUUAAAAAUCUUUUAGUAAUAUUUUUAAUAUUUUUCAAUAUUAUUAAUGUUGCUAUUAGGACUGAAAAACUUUAUCUUUCUAUUGCCAGAUGACGCUAGUCACCUAAUCCAUUCACCUUAGUUGCAGUGUGGGACUAAUAUAUGUCGAAAAAUUUACUGGAUUAGAGAAAAGCAACCUAUGCAUUCUCUGAAGAGCCUCUAACAAGAGGUGAAAUCGUCGAUAAGAGUGCUGAUUGCGUUCUCUAAUCUAAGUGAAAAUUAAGACAUUUUUGGCCUCGCAUUGCAACUGAAUAAAAAUGGUAUACAUUUUUAUAUUUUUAUUUUUUAUUUUAUAGUAGUAUUACUCCGUGGAGUAACUAGGUGCAUUUUCCGUUGGAACUUUACCAAGCUGCAGACGGGGGUUGUGAAUUGCAUAGUGUAGAAUUCCUUCCCUUUUGUCUUCACUGCAGCAUCCAUUUGGCUUGCAAAUUGUAGAAGCCUUGGAGGUGUCACCAGGGAAAUAUACCAAUAAGUUUUCAAUUUAAAAAUCGUUUAGCAAUAUUUUUAAUAUUUUUCAAUAUUAUUAAUGUUACUAUUAGGAUUGAAAAACUUUAUCUUUCAUAAAACAAAAAAUAUCUCAACAUCGUUACCUGGCUAAAUGACUAAAGAAAAUAUAAUAUACAAAAUUUCCGGUGGAUCGUUCAAGUAAUUUUUGAGUUACAAUGUCCACCGCCUUUGAAAAAUCCAAUUUUGAGAAAAAUGCCUUUAAUAUUUUGUCAACUUUAUUAUCAACUUCUUUUUGUCAGUGAUACGCACCGGAAUAUGUUUUUGAAUCGUGGAGAAAUUUACAAAAGAAAAUGGGAACAGCUGUUGAAAGUUUCUCACUACGCUCAAGCGCACUGGCGCGAACCUGCUGCAAAGCGAGUCGAAGGUACAUAUGGAUAUUCAACACUAUAUCAUCGCCUUUGUUAUUAAAAUUUAAUUAUUUGAUAAUAUUUAAGAAUCUUUAAUAAUCUUUGAUUUUAUAUAUGUUUUGACUGGUAAAGAGAUCGGUGCAAUCACCUACAUUUGCUUACUUGUUUACACUGCUUCCCCGGUUGCCAUGAAUGUUAACACGUAUGCAAUACUUCAUAGACCUAUUUUAUAUGUUUUAAACUUCUAGUUUUAAUAAAAUUUGAUCGGUAAAGAAAUGGGUGAAACUUGCUAAACAAAUAUUUUUUUAUUAGUUUGAAAAUUUUGAAAUUUUCGAUUCUUUUUAUCAUUUUAAAUCAAAAUACAUAACUUCAGGCAAUAAAAAAGCUAAAAUGUAGAAAAGCACAACGAGAGGAUGGAAUAACAGUUGAAAUACUCAAAGAAAUGGGAGAAUUAGGGACGGAAAUAAUGCUUAAAAUUUGCAAUGCGGUCUGGAAUACCGGAAAGUGGCCAAAUGACUGGGGUAAACUCACGUUUAUUCCCAUAUACAAAAAAGGUUCUCCGACAGAUUGCAGUAAUUACCGUACAGUAGCGUUGAUAUCUCACGCGAGCAAAGUACUUCUAACAAUAAUCAAUGAAAGAUUAAAAUCCAUUCUCUUACCGCAAAUUCCCCAAGAAUAAUGCGCAUUCGUCCCAGGUAGGGGAACAAGAGAACACAUUCUUAGUAUUCGUCAAAUUAUCGAAAAAUCUCGAGAGUUUAACAUAGAAACAUAUUUGUGCUUUGUUGACUACUCCAAGGCUUUCGAUAACGUAAAAUGGGACAAAAUGUGGCAUAUACUUAGAGAAAUGGGUACGCCAGAACAUCUAAUCUAUCUAUUACAAGCACUUUAUGUAAAUAACACCGCUAAUGUAAGAGUUAAUAAUGUGGUUUCGAAAAACUUCAAAUUAAAAUCUGGAGUUCGGCAGGGAUGUAUAAUAUCCCCCAUUCUAUUCAAUAUAUAUAGUGAACACAUUAUUCGUCAAGUUUUUGAGGAAUGGCAAGGUGGAGCAACGAUAGAAGGAAGAAAACUAAAAAACCUACGUUAUGCUGAUGACACUGUUACAUUGGCGUCUUCACCAGAAGAACUGGAAGAAAUUAUGAAUAGGCUAGGAACGGUGAGUACGGAAUAUGGUUUGAAAAUACAUAUACAGAAAACCAAAGUAAUGAUCAUCGAUAGAAUCAGAAACAACCAACCGGAGAUAAGAGAUUUGGCAGGUUACGAAGUGGUCAAACAAUUUAAUUACUUAGGCUCCGUUAUUACUAACAGUGGAGGAUGUGAAGACGAGAUUCGUAGGCGCAUCAUAAUGGCCAGAUCGGCAACAGCCAAACUCACAAAAAUAUGGAAGAAUACUGACAUUACAAAAAACACAAAAUUACGUCUUGUCCGAGCGUUAAUAUUUCCUAUCGCCACCUACGCUUCAGAGACUUGGACCAUCAAAAAAGCAGAUUCAAAACGUAUAAUGGCAUUUAUAUAUAAUGGCACAUACCGGAGAAUGUUGCGCAUACCAUGGACCGCACAUCGCAUAAAUAAUUCAAUAUUAGCCAAACUUAACAUAAAAACUAGACUCAGCACAACUAUCAACCAAAAUAUACUGAGAUAUUUUAGACAUAUAACUAGAAGAAGAGAAGGCGUGGAUCGAAUGAUAGUUGAAGGCAACGUACAGGGCAGAAGAUCCAGAGGAAGAUCUCCAUUACGAUGAUCGGACCAAAUAAAGGACAUGACCGGUUACUUAUUCUCCGAAGCAAAACAACACGCGCAAGAGAGAGAGAACUGGACGAAAAUAGUCAAACGACUUACAUGACGCCACUAUAUCCAUACGAAGGAGAACAGAUAGAGGAGGAGGACAUAACUUCAAGAAUACUCUCUGAAAGCUAAACAGCUGUUUCCAUUCUCUUUUGUAAACUACUCCGGGGUUCAAAAACAUAUUAAGGUGUGCAUUACUUUACGAUUUGACGAACAAAAAUAAAUUGAAAAUAAAAGUUGACAAUACAAAACGCACUUUUCUCAAAACUGCUUUUUUUAAGGCGGAGGACAUUGUAACUCAAAACUACUGGAGGGAUCUACCAAAAAUUGUGCAUAUAUUUUCUUUAGACAUUUCGUUAGGUAAUACUGUCAAGAUAUCUUUUACUUUUUGCUUAUUUUUUGUUUAACAAUUAUAAAUAUUUUACUUUUCACCCUUUUGUUGAAAAAAUUCGAUGUUUUGAUUUCUGAGUGAUACCAAAAAGGCGAAAAUAGUUUAAACUAAAAAUCUCGACAACGUUACCUAGAGAAACUCAUAAGCUGAUGAAAUCUUUUUGAAUUUUUUGUUUCGCAUGAUCUAAUAGUUAGUUGUGAUGGCCACCGCAGAAUCCAUUUUUUUAGAUGUCUUUAAAAAAUUGCCACCGUUGACUUAUGUUUGAAUAUUUUUCCAUGAAUUUUUUUUGAAUAUUCUUCAAAUUGUACUUAAUAUGCUUAUUUAAUUUCUGAUAAAAUAAUUCUACCACUCUUCCAAAAAAAAUGUGCUUGUCACGAAAAUAUAAAAAAAAAUGUUCCAAAAAAAUGUCACGAAAAUCUGCUUGAAAUGUUGGUUUCAAACCGAACGCGCCCUUAAGGAUAACUAUAACCAUAUUUCGAUAGGCAACCCAUGCAAGUCGUAUUUGUCUAUGUAUGAAAUUUAAUAAAAAAAUAUUUCCUCCGGUAUGAUGGGUUAAGGUCGACCUAGUUUUUGAUCUUAGACUAUUAGAAUUUUAUAAAAAAUAUUGAUGCCUGGUAUAAAAAUGGAGUGGGGUUUUUGACCCCACUUCACAAAAUUACUCACAACUCUAAAAUUAAUAAUAGAGUAAACUUAAAUAUAGUAAACUUAUAUUAAAUCAACUUUGAUCUAUUGCUCCUGAUAAGUUUUACAAAAUUAUAUUAUCAUUGUAGUUUAACAUAAUGUCGUAAAGGACGUUGAAAUGAGCGUCACUUCCGAUGUAACAAAUGUUUAAGCUUUUAUGUAGUAUGUACACAUUUCCAGACAACCUAUUUUACUACUGAGAAGAGGGUUUGACAUCUGACCAUAAAGAUAUAAAAGGGAAUAUAAGUACGGUAUACAACCGUUUCCAGAAUAUUUAAUGCCCUUGCUUAGUUUUGUAUUAUACUGUUUAUUAUACUAAUAUUAUUUUUAUAUAUAACUUAAUUAUAUUGUGUUGAAAAUAAUAGAAUGAGAGAUUAAUGUAUGCAGCGUGACCAAAAGUUCUCUUGUCAUACAAUCAUUGAAAAGAAAGUAUAAAAUCUGCCUUUUAAAUGACAUAACUAUAGAGCUUUCAUUUUAGUAGUGUUGCUGAUGAUGUUAUGUACGUCUAUGUAAGUAAAAGUACUCUUAUUAUGUACUAAUCAUUGGUAAUAUAUGUCCUCCAUCAUA
Messenger RNA from Diabrotica virgifera virgifera (western corn rootworm), 26711 nucleotides. RefSeq names its product heterogeneous nuclear ribonucleoprotein C. The transcript is spliced from 10 exons. Gene Ontology annotation, molecular function: RNA binding. Lineage: Eukaryota; Metazoa; Arthropoda; Insecta; Coleoptera; Chrysomelidae. Bases 268 to 1503 code for a protein of 411 amino acids. Gene Ontology annotation, cellular component: nucleus. The record is from RefSeq and is a predicted model, not a curated record.